UUUUUUAGAAAAGUAAUCAAUUUUCAAUGUUUUUCAUAUACCUGGUUCGCCGUGGCCCCCCCUCCCGUCUUCCUAAGGUUAAAGGUGUUACUUUGAAGCGUCGAAGUCGAGGGGGGUGAGAAACGUGAAAACACAUUUACCUUGUCGCAGACGUACCAUCGAUGAUUCGAACAGCAGCAAGGAACAUAAUCAAAAAUCCAGGCAUCGACUUGCCAUGGACAUCGCGUGAUCCGUACGAAGAUGAAAAAGAGAAGCAGAGAAGACUCAUGGCAGGCCGAUCGCAUUAUUCAGAUUAGGGCAUCGACUGAGCCACGCGGGUAUGCGAGUACACGAGUUUCUUUGUAUGAGUAUGAAGUGACGGCGCGUCCCGUCUCAUACCGUAGCGGGUCCCGGCGCCCUGGCGUCCGAGCAGAAAAAGGCCCAAUAAGACUGAUAGAAGUGAAAAACCAAGAGAUUCACCCGUGGCCGUGUCGGAGGAAGGAAAGAGAGAUGCUCCUUUAAAUCCCAUCAUAAACACACAUAGCCAGGGGCUCUCAACAUUCUUGAAAAAUUCAAAGCAAGAUCCAAUUAACACGUUCAAUUAAUGGGAACGAGCAGAAUCAUUCUUGUCGGCGUUGGCGGGGAGUAACGCAUAGAAAUCAGUCAGAGAAAAUACGACGUAUACCCAUAAAAUAUUUGCUUUCGCUUCAAUGAUCCACGAAGCGAACGUCCGAUCAUCGAGAGUCUACGCGAAGAAGUCCUUGUUUCAGGAAACUUCGAAAAGGAGAAAUAAAAUGAGGGUAAAAAGGAAACAUUGAACUUGGUAGCCGCGACGAACGUAAUAACUUGCGAAGAAUAACGGGGACGCUGUCGCAUGAAUUGACAACGCGUUAACUCUACCUGAGAUAAUUGCAUCGUGCCAGGAGGAGCGUGAAUCGUGUCAAACAUCGUGUAAGAGCUGUGUACCGAGGCAUGCGUAUCGACGCGACACCCACCUAAAUCAUCAGCCUCUUUCUUCGUGCUCGUACACGGUACCCACAGCCGUAUGGACCAGUAAGCACGGUAAAUAAAACGACGAUGGCAACUAGAACGACGACACGAGGAUGGAAAACAUCAAAUCAACAUUCCAACAGCGUUUUUGAUGGUUCGUCCACUACAAAGUCCAUCUCGACGGCGAAAACAAUUAGAAUAAUCGCAAUAAUCACAACAAUGAAAAUGAUGACAGAUACCAGAGGAGACUGAUCAUUGGUUCGAUAGAAUCAACAUUCCAGUAGCAUUCUCAACCGUUCGCCCACCUCGAAAUUCAUUCUCUACGUCCCCUCUCUUCAGAUACCUACAGCGGAUAGUCUCGUUCCAAAGUGUGAACCAAAGAAAAGGGUGACCGAUGAUCCGGUGCUAAGAGAGAGGGUCGAGUGGAAAAAAAGAAAGAUGUCUGAUAAUAAUAGAGAAGUGGUGUAAGAUCAGCAGUCCAUCAAAAUAAUGCGUCGCAAUGAAACGGUACCUCGUUUGUACAUCGUUCCAACAACUACGAAGACACGUGACGGCACGUGAUACGGGAUUGGUGAUUUAACAAACGGGGUGCAUCUGGGAUAAUUGACAGUAUCGAUAUUCAUGGAACGAUAAACGCGUGGGUUACUCGAAACUUACCCGAUAUUACGCAUUUUCUCCCGCCUUUGAUUGUUAAAUAAUCAUCAAGAUACAGUACGAUGCGACUUUGCUUUCAAGGUAUCAGUCGUUUACGAGAUCCGAGUGUCGGUCACAUACGUGUCUAUUAGCUGCUGCAACUGAGGAAGGGGAAAUGGAAGAGACAGAGAGAGGGAGUGAGAUAAACUAGCAGAAGUGUCGGAGAGAGGGUAAGGAAAAGAGUGAAAAAGAAAGAGAGGGACCUACCAGCGAAUUAUCUGGUAUUUUCUUUCAGCCUGCGGACCCCGGAGCGACUAAGCAAAGGUCAAAAGUUGAGCAAUGCUCUUCUUAUCGGUGCAAACACCGCCUUCGCGUAUGCAGUGCGCCGGCACCGAACGAUUGAUGGACUUAUUCCUGUGUUGCGUGAAAACGUUCACGCUAGUCGCGUAUGGCGCCUUUGUCGAGAAGAAUAUCUUCCACUGCGACCUAAACGAUCCGCUGUCAGUGGUGGACGAAUUCGUACGUACAAGAAAAAACGAUCGAGUUUAAGUUAAGCUUGUGGAUCGUUUUAAACGAUCCAUCAUAACUCACAGACGAGCCACGUUAUCUCGUGUACCCCUACUCGGAGAUGCGACGAUCGUCAGGAGCCGGGCGAUCAAAAGAAGGGAGCAAACGCGGAUUCGUUUCACGCGGCAAGCUGAAACGGGCUACUGGUCCCAGCGAAACGAACGGACCAAACGUGAUAAUUAAAUCGACGCUGACCGACAAACAAGAAACGAACCAGAGGGAAGCGAGAAACGGGCAAAAGAAAAGAUACUCCGGUACGGACCGGAGGCACACAUAAUGUACGAGUCCCAAGAAAAGUUGAAGUCCGUGCCGGAGGCGCGGCGCCGCGCCACCGCACGACUAUAAGUAAGUCUCGCGCGGCGCGCCGCGGCUUAAUGCCGUUGCCGCGUUCGUGGCGCCAAGAGGAGGGCCCAUUGGCGACGAUAAGCCUCCUUCGUGUCCGGCACGAACGAGAAAAAGAAACAGAGAAAAACGGAGAUAGAUACACAGCAGCCAGCUUUCACCCGCGUUUCAGCCAGUGAAUAUACUUACAUAUAUAUAUAUAUAUAUAUAUGUAUAUAUACAUAUACCCCGGCGGGGUGUGGAUCGCGACAGUAUAGAUAAUACGUAGCUGUCAGUCGUACUCGGACCAGUGUCAGUCUAGAGUUUGCGUCGACGAACACAGUGUGACCGAGUAUCGUUUGCAACACUCUUACUAGCAGCUACCAGUAACGGACCGUUUCAACCCUUACCUCUUAUCUCUUAACGUUUGACAUUGAUUGCAUUCGCAUGGCGAUGCUUAUGAUUCUUUAAAAAAAAGAAGAGAGUUGUUGGACUAUCCGGGUGAAAGGUUUCCACUCCUCUGGGACGUAUCUUGUAUACCUAUCAGUGAAAAAGAUUUUGAUCAUCGAGUGAUUAUUGCCUAUCGUGUUUUGUGACUUAAGAGAGGAACGGCUGAGUGGUAAGCGUGAGUGGUGGGAUAGAAGGGGUUGGUUGGUAUCGAGGGGGUGCGCAUGGUCCGUGCGGACCGUGGAAAGAUCACCUCCGUUGAAGAGCGCGGAUCUUUCUAUUGGGCCGUUUGGAUGGUGAUUAGCAGGAUCGCGUUCUAACGUGUCGUAGAACGAUGUCGGGGCUGCUUUACACGCUACUCGGCUUGGCGGCCAGCACCAGCCUUCAUUGCGCUGUUCGACGUGAGAUAAGCCCGUGCACCUGCCGGCAGGAGGAGUUCUCCACUUCCGUGAUCAACCCGGCACAAACGGCUGUCGCGGUAGCGACCGCCGUCGUGAAUACCGGGAACAAUGCCGGCCACCACGGACACGGGGAACGAAUCGAGGUCGUGUGCGAACGGAUGGAUUCGUUCGAGCAAGUGGCAGGUGCGUUAAGGGGUAAAUUCACCGCUGAACAACAGAUCACAUUGCGGGUCUCCCAUUCGAAUCUGCGUGACAUAUCACGGCACGACUUUAAAGAGCUACGGAUGUCCAUCACCAGGCUCGAACUGAAUCACGAUCAUCUAGGGUUCGUAGACGGUGAAGUUUUCGCGGGGUUGGGAAGAACGCAAUAUCUUAGUCUCGCGGAUAACGAGGUACCAUCCAUACCGAGGCAUAUUCUCUCGCAUCUGUCCCUGUUGAGAACCCUAGAUCUCAGCAGAAAUCGGAUAAGCCGUAUAGACUCGGAUGACUUUAAGUACAACCCGACGUUGCAGCAUCUGUCGAUGGCCGGAAAUGCGAUUUCCGAAAUGGUACCUGGCUCGUUACCGCCGUUGGUGAAGCACCUUCACGUCGGCCGCAAUCACUUGCAAAGCCUGAAUCGAACAUUACGGGAUCUGAAUCAGUUGGAGUGGUUGCUAAUUAACGCCAACGAGCUGACAUCCUUGGACGGUGAACUACCGUCCUCUGGGCACAACUUGAAAAUGCUCUAUGCCGUGGAUAAUAAAUUGACGCACCUGCCGGCGGAAUUUCGUUAUCUACACCGUUUGGAAACUUUGUUCCUGCAGCACAACAAGAUAAGAAGCCUGGAUGGCACGCUGCAAAAGGCGCGACGAUUGAAAUUUCUCGAACUUUCUUAUAACGACCUGCAGGAGCUGACAGAAGCAGAUUUCGUAGAAGCGGAGAUGUUGGAGGACCUCGAACUUGGACACAAUUCUUUGAAAUCGUUGGGCGGUUCGAACGGCGGUAACGGCGACGGAAGCGGAGGGAACAGCGUCCUUUAUCCUCUCAGAUCUCUGAAAUGCUUGAACUUGACGCACAACGAGCUUCGAGAGUUCUCUUUCGCGUCGCUGCGCGGUUUGCGCGAACUGAGAUUGCUCGAUCUUUCGAAUAACAGAAUCGGUCAGCUUCACAGAGGAAGGACACCGUCCGAGAAUCUAGUGGAAGAAGAAGGGGAGGAAACGGCAGGUGGUAACAUUCAGGAUAUGCGGCUUCAGCACAACGAGCUACGAAGUUUAGACGGUUCGCUGUUUCUCGGAAUGAAAGAAUUGCAGAGGCUGAAUCUCAGUCACAACGCGCUCGGUCCAACGAUUGGACCCCGCGAUUUGCGAGGUCUCGAUGGUCUCAAAGUCCUCGAUCUCUCUCACAAUGAGCUCACCACUCUCGAAGACACGUCGGAGACGUGGCUUCCAUCCCUGGAAGAGUUAAACGCAUCGCACAACCGUCUGGUGACACUGUCCGAAAGGGACUUUCGUGGUUUCCCGGUUCUCUGCUGGGCGGACGUCAGCGCAAAUCGGAUACGGACCCUCAUGCCGGAACUCGUUGCGAACACGCGUUGUACUGUUCACGGAGUGCCGGACGUGCUUCGUAUAUACCUCCAAGAUAAUCCAGUGUUGUGCGAUCCCGGACUCGCGGAUCUGACGGUAGCUCUCGAAGUAAAUCACGCAAAGGUCUACGGAGUGGUGAACAAUUGUCCUACAACCCCCGCGACGCCUACCGAACAGACGUCGCCUCUUCCGCCGUUACCGCCGACGCUGUUGUUGGCAGCCGCGGCGGCCGCAUCCGGCGGGAACGUUUCCUUCGCCGCGACCCUCGAGUAGUCGGCCGGCAGUCGAGGAGGAUCGUGAGGCGCGAUCGAUUCAUGGGAAAAGAAAAAAAUGUUGGAAAAUCGAAGGAACGGGAAGACGAACCACGGGGAAAUAUGAGAAUGAUUCGAUUGGUGAUCCAACCAGUCUACGGUGUUCUCUACACGUGAGAAACGAUCACGGUUCGAGCAUCGGUUCCGUUGGGUCGAUCAAAGUAGACCGGAAGUGUGUGCAGCACUCGGGGCCGGUGUAAGAUCUUGGUGGCAAACCUCGCUUCAACUUCGACACGGGCGUUUUAGUUCGUUUCAAUCUAAACCGCUUGCGUGAAUUCUUGGAAACAUUCGCGACAAAAAUCUUAACGAAAGAAAGAAAAAAGAAAAAAAAAAACAUGAACGUUGUAUAAUAAUAGGAUAACGUGGAUCUACACGUACACCAUCGCGCAUACAUACAUACGCAAUACCGCUCGCUCAUUAACAUCCAUCGAACAUCGACGAGAAUUUCACGCGCAACUAAUCCGUCAAUCGGACAGCAGCUGACCAUUUGCGAUUAGACGUCGGUCUUUAAUCGAUAAUUAUGUAGUAAUAGAUUAAAUAAGUAAUGCGAGAUUGAUAUUUAUUUAUCGAGCUUCGAGAUCACGUAUCGUGAGAGUAUGGUUCUUUCCAUCGCGAGGAACGAUACGACGCGGAAGGAGUGAUAAAGGACUGAAAAAAAAAAAUACAAUUCGCGUCUAAAAAAAAAAAGGGGGCGUUACUCGCGCGAAAAUAAAUUUAUUAAAAAGUUUCUGUUUUACGAUAGGCGACAUCGUUACGCUGUAAAUAGUCAUUAAUCCCGCUAAUUCUUUAACGCCAUAUGCCCUGUUCACGUUUACGUCCCUUUCGUUUUUUUUUUUUUGUUUUUUUUUUAGUUUGUCCUCUCGCAUGUAUCAUUCGGAACUUCCGUCUAAUCUUUUCUGUUAGCGUCCUUUGAAAUAGUUUUUAUAGCAACAUAGCAGAGACGAAAGGAUAGUCGGGGUAUUCGAAAUCGAUUAACAUUCGCCUUUAAUCUAACUCGAAGUCUACGGUUAAUCAUUCGUGCUUCAAAGUAUUAUUUGUAACGCUUAGGCGGUGUAUUGUUUAUUGUUCGUUGAUUUAUCGUGUUCGAGUAUCAAAUGAUAUCACCCCGAAAUCUAGCGUGCAAUAAUGAUCAUGUAUAGUUAAGAUGAUACGUAAAAGCCUUUGUUUAAAUAUGUUAAAUGAUAUUCGGAAUUUCGUUUCAGAUCGAGGAUGAAAAAGUUGAAAUUGAAUGCUUAAGUCGUUCGUUAGGUAUCGUUAAUACGUUGAACGCAACAGUGAAAUUGAGCAAUUUUUGUGGAGCGUAUUAAAGCUCUAAUUACUAAGAAUAGUAAUAAUUAAUUUUCAAAUUUCAAACUUUCUGUUUGCCAUUUCACAUUAUUUGUAUCAUAGCAAUAUUAAUGUUUAUAUUAAUUCGUGAAGCUUAGCGAUAUUGAUGUUAAAAUAAUGUUUUUCUAUUGUUUUCUUUUAAUUAUUCAGGCGUGUGUAAGUUGCGGGGCCGGUCACCGGUGACCCCCAUGGCGUUCAACGCGUUAAUUGUAUCAAAAGCGACGAAUAAGGACAAUACAUGUUAGUAAAACCAUCGAAUGCCAUCGUCGACAUUUCGAUCUUUAAUUAAAUUCCUGAAUGAUUGAGUAAACGAACGAUCGGCCGGGUCAAUAGUGUAAGUGAAAUCUGUUAACUUACAUUGUGUACGCGAUACGAGCUGAUUGGCAGUGGGCGAUCAAUUGACCCUCUCGUUAACUUGUGCCAAUAGGGAUGAAUUGUUAUCAACGUGCUUCUACGCAUACAUAAUCAAUUGGCCCUUUUUCAUGUACGAGUAAGGUUCGCAAAUAUUUUCGUACGUAGCCGCGUUAAUAUUCUGAAUUAAUGUACCGCGAAUAGAGAGCUCGCUAAGACGUGUAAAAUCCAGUGAGAAAGUUUUAUCGUCAUGUUAGAAUGAUAAUCAGCAACAAUUUUGAUAUAAUUUACCGAAUCGACACGUAAUUGUAUUUUUAAAUAAAUAAUCAACGAAAAGCUACAUUUUCAAAAUUUUUCUUUCAACGCAUACAUAAUAAACCGUUAGCAAUAAUAAAUUAAAACUCUGUUCGUACCAUUAACUUAUACAUUAACUUAUCUUUCUAUGAACAGUUGUUGAUACCGACUGCUAGCUUCGUUAGCUAGGACUAACCAUCGACGUAAUUUACCGCUAUAAGUUUUUAAAUAAAUGAAUUAUAAACGUUUUGCAAGGAAUAAAAUGAAAUUGAUCAAA
Osmia bicornis bicornis is the source of this 7459-nucleotide messenger RNA. RefSeq names its product insulin-like growth factor-binding protein complex acid labile subunit (gene ltl). The record is from RefSeq and is a predicted model, not a curated record. Gene Ontology annotation, cellular component: extracellular matrix. Bases 3272 to 5173 code for a protein of 633 amino acids. The transcript is spliced from 11 exons. Gene Ontology annotation, molecular function: protein binding. Lineage: Eukaryota; Metazoa; Arthropoda; Insecta; Hymenoptera; Megachilidae.